AUGUUAUCACAACUACCACCUGGCGACUGGAACAAAGGCCAUAUAUCACAUAAUAUUUCGAAUAUGCGUCCUUAUUUCACCAGAGACACGAAGCUUCAGCUUCCCGGAGUCACGAAAGUCUGGCAUCCGCUUCAGAUAGAUUACUUGGAGCUUCAGAUGGGAUAA
Messenger RNA from Plenodomus lingam JN3, 165 nucleotides. Lineage: Eukaryota; Fungi; Ascomycota; Dothideomycetes; Pleosporales; Leptosphaeriaceae. The record is from RefSeq and is a predicted model, not a curated record.